Molecule: messenger RNA, 2145 nt
Organism: Monoraphidium neglectum
Lineage: Eukaryota; Viridiplantae; Chlorophyta; Chlorophyceae; Sphaeropleales; Selenastraceae
Exons: 5
Coding region: 1-2145 (714 amino acids)
Biological process (GO): chloroplast rRNA processing; mitochondrial RNA processing; regulation of mitochondrial mRNA stability
Cellular component (GO): ribonucleoprotein granule; mitochondrial matrix
Molecular function (GO): RNA binding
Source: RefSeq, a predicted model, not a curated record
AUGCUGGCGAAGCACCAUGAUAUGAAGCAGCCUGGCAGUCCCGCGAGCUCGGUGUGGAGCGAUGACGGCUCUGAGAGCGGCAAGAGCAACCGCCUGCCUGGGUUUGCAGUGCCUAUGCAGAGCAGCCUGCUCAAGCGCAUCAGCUCCUAUAGGACCAAGGAGGAGCUCCUGGAGUUUGUGGCGUCCUACCACAUGCUGCUGGACCCCAUCAACCUCGUGACCUGCCUGUACCGCCUGGCCAAGAUGUCGUUCAGCCAGCGCAGCCGCAACGCGUACCUCACGGAGCUGCAGCGCUCCCCCACCUUCCAGCUGCUUCUCAGGAGCAUCAGCAGCCAGUUCAUGAACAUGCAGUUGCUGUACAUGCAGCACGGCGCCGAGCCGCGUGGCGUGGACGCGCGGUGCCUGGCCAACCUGGUGUGGGCGCUGGCCAAGCUGGACCUGUCGAGCGACGAGGCGGCCCUGUCAACGGAGAUUGCGCUCAACGUGGCGCCCUUUGUGCUGCGCAGCCUGCGCGGCUCGAGCCCGCAGGGCCUGGCAAACCUGCUGUGGAGCUACGCGAAGCUGCCGGUCUGCCCCCCGGAGGUGGUGGCCGCGCUGGUUUCCAAGAUAGCAGCCGAGAUUGCCGCCUCGCUGCGCCCCGGCGCCGACGACGCGAAGCCCUUUGACGCGCAGGCCCUGAGCAACAGCAUAUGGGCGCUCGCGCACCUCAAGUCGCGCGGCAUGGAGCUGGACGCCUUCGGCGGCGCGACGGUCGCGUUCCUGGAGGCGGUCGCGACGGCCGCGACGCGCAUGCUCUCGCGGCUGCAGCAGCAGCUGCUCGCGCUGCCGCGGCCCGGCGGCGCGGCGCCCGACGCCGCGCAGCUGCUGGCGGCGGCCGAGUCGGACUUCAGCUGCCAGGCGCUGGUCAACAUCUGCUGGGCGCUCGCGACGGUCGCCGGCCCGGUGUGCGGCACCCACCCGCCGUUCCGGCAGCUCUUCGCCGUCGUCAACGCGGAGAGCAUCGGCCGCCUCCGCGCGACGGCGGCGCUGCUGCGCACGCGGCAGCCGCUGCCGUACCACGGGGUCGGCGGGUUCAACGAGCAGGCGCUGUCAAACGCGGUGUAUGCCUUUGACAAGGCCGGCCUGCUGCAGCAUGACCUGCUGUCUGCGAUCUUUGACGUGGCCACGCUGCGCCUGCAGCUCGGCGGCGGCGGGGGCAGCAGCGGCCACGGCCACGGCCACGGCCACGGCAGCCACGACGGCGGCGCCGCGCUGACGUUCAAGCCGCAGGAGCUCUGCACGCUGCUCAAGGCGUGCCACACGGGCGCGGCGCCGCCGUGGGCGUUCCUCGCGGUGCUGCUGCGGCUGCUGGCCGCGCACCCGGCCGCGACCGACGGCUGGUCGUCCGCAGAGAAGGCCGAGCUGCAGCGCGCCUACCUCCUGUUUUCGCAGCACCAGGCCGCCGUCGCGCAGGCGCAGGCGCAGGCGCAGGAGGCGGCGGCGGCGGCGCCAGACUUGGCGAUCCUGGCGCAGCUGGGGCUUCUCGAGGCGCAGCAGGCGCAGGCGCACGCGCAGGCGCAGCAGGCCGCCGUCGCCGCGGCGCUCGCGUCGUUCGAGCAGCAGGCGUUUGUGACGGCGGCGCUCCAGCAGCAGCAGCAGCAGCAGCAGCAGCAGCAGCACCGUGCUGGCGCGGCUCGGCCGCCGCCCGCGGCGAUGCCGCCCUUUGGGCCUGGGCUCUCGCCGUUCGGCGGCCGCGCGGGCGGCGGUGCCCCGGCGGCGUUCGGCGCGGACCCGUCUCACGGCUUCACGCUGGAGGUCGCGUACGGCACCAGCAGCGCGGGCACGUCGCCGCGCACGCCGAUCAGCCUGGGCGGCGGCGGCGGCGGCGGCGGUGGCGGCGGCGGUAUUGGCCACCAGCCACACGUGCCAGCGCCGCUGCUACCCCUGCCCGAUGUGGCGACAAACAAGUCCCAACGCGCCCGCCUCGCGCACGCGCCGCCGCAGCAGCAGGCGGUGCUGUUUGCACAGACGCAGCGGCGGCUCGCGGGGGAGGGGCUCGCCACGUCGACGGCGGGGUCGCUCUGGGGCGCCGCGGGCGGCGCGGGCCCGGGCGCGGGCGUCGCGCCCGCGGGCCCGCUGCCUGCCGGCGCCGCGGCCAUGGGCUGA